GAGUGUGCUAAUAGGCUGAAUAGAUACAAGAAGAGACCCAUCCGGACGCCAUAUUGACCACAGCAAAAUGGCAGAACAAGAGAAUAGUUGACAAAGUCUGCUGGCUCUCAUUGACAGAUGCUUUCUCAUGGCACGAUAAACACUAAACAACAACACAUCAACAACUAUCAAAUCCGGUUCUGUGUCCGUGGUGGAGAACAUUCAUCUGGUUCACUAUGAUCAAGUUCCUUCUGAUGGUCAAUAAACAGGGCCAGACGCGCCUGUCUAAGUAUUAUGAACCAGUAGACAUUGGAAAGAGAGCAGCUCUGGAAGCUGAUGUGGUCAGGGGAUGUCUCUCCCGGAGGAAGGAAGAGUGUUCAUUUGUGGAGUAUAAAGACUACAAGCUGGUAUAUCGUCAGUAUGCAGCUCUUUUUAUUGUUGUUGGGAUCACUGAAAAUGAGAACGAACUCUCAAUUUAUGAGCUCAUGCACAACUUUGUUGAAGUGUUAGACAAGUACUUCAGUCGUGUGAGUGAACUGGACAUAAUGUUUCAUUUAGAUAAAGUGCAUAUUAUACUUGAUGAAAUGAUCCUGAAUGGACACGUUGUGGAGACAAAUAGGAACCGUAUACUGGCACCGCUUCUCGCCCUGCAUAAGAUGGGUGAAAGCUGAUAAAAUGACAUUUCUUAAUUGUUCAGCAAGAUAAAUUCACACUAAACUAAACCAAUUAUUUGCAUUAUUCCAUAAAAUUGUUUUUAACAUUGAUAUCCUGUAAGAAAUGCAUUGAAUAAAUCUUCCUCUUAAAAGUAUUCACCGAAAAAUAAAAAUAUCAUCCUCA
Triplophysa dalaica is the source of this 816-nucleotide messenger RNA. RefSeq names its product adaptor related protein complex 4 subunit sigma 1 (gene ap4s1). Gene Ontology annotation, biological process: protein transport; vesicle-mediated transport. Lineage: Eukaryota; Metazoa; Chordata; Actinopteri; Cypriniformes; Nemacheilidae. Gene Ontology annotation, cellular component: intracellular membrane-bounded organelle. The transcript is spliced from 6 exons. The record is from RefSeq and is a predicted model, not a curated record. Bases 216 to 650 code for a protein of 144 amino acids.